CACAGCGGCGGCCCCGAGCGCAGCCGGCUGCCAUGUAGGGCCCGGCCUGCCGCGGGCACGGCGGCUCCGAGCGCCUUCCCACCGGCCGCUGUCGCCAACAUGAUGGGCUGCAAGUCCAACUCGCUCACCUGCCUGCAGGGAGGCAAAGCGGGGCUGCCGCUGGCCGCGGCCACCGACUCCACGGCCACGCUGAACAAGCUGGCGCUGGCCACGGGCGGGACGGAGAAGUCCUGGUACCGCUGCAUCUUCCCCUUCGGCAUCGUCUCGGUGGUCAUCGGCGUGGCGGCGACGUGCAUCACCUUCACCAUCAACGGCCCGCAGAUGGACAUCGCCAAGGUGGUCUCGGUGGCCACCCUGAUCUUCGGGGUGGGACUGCUGGUGGCCGCCUACGUGUGCUGGAGGGCCAAGCGGGAGCGGCAGCAGAGGAGGCAGCGCCAGGAGCCGGGCUCCGUGGAGCAGGGAGCUCAGUGACGGGCUGCAGGAGAGGAGAGGCUCCGCCUGGACACCCCGGGCAAGGACCACGCGCCCCACGGCAUGGGGCUUGCAGCCCCGAGGAGGUCCACGCCGUGCCCGAGGUCAGCCUGCCGCCGUCCCACACGUGGCCAUCCCCGUCCCACCACGGGCUGCGGGUGGCCCUCGCCGGGACCCUUCUUGCAGCCAACACCGAGGGACCCCCAGAGCGGCACAGGAGUGCUUUGCCCACGCACAGCUCUGCAGAACGCGGUGACGCAGCUCAGCAGGCUGCUCCAGGCCCGUGCCCCGCAGAGCUGCUCCGGGAUGGGGAUGGAGCAGCUUGCACCAUCUGGAGACCUCUGCUGGGGGCACGGGCAGCCCUCUGUCCCUUUUGUGGCAGUGACAUGCGAGGACCCUGGCGGCUCGGGACAAGUGGAGUUUUGGAGGAAGGCCGCAGGGCGUGGGAGCGCGUGGGGCGGUGCGGGGCAGUGGGAGAGGCCGGCAGCAGGCGGUGGUGCUGGAGCGUGAGCGCGGCUGAUGGCAGAAGGGAUCGUGACGAUGGCUGCGGUGACAGCUGCGGUAACACGGGUCUGGGCUGAGGGCGGCGGCCAAGGCAGCAGGGGCUUCACUAAGAUGGGGUGGAGGAGGAUGGCACGGGGCUCUCACUGCCCACCCGGCAGCAGCGUGGGGGUUCCAGGUCCCUCUGAGGGUUCCGUGAGCUUGGGGUGCUCGGUGAGAGGGGAUCGUACUGAGAACCCCUGCGGCAGCCCCUGACUUGGGGCACCUGGAAGUGGUUGUGACAGGACAGGGAGCUGCAGUGGCAUUAAAGAGAAGAAAAUUCAUCUUUACUGGUUAUUUGUAAGCUGUGAAACGAGGCUCCCGCUGCCAUUCUUUGCAUUCGGCUUUGAGCUCUUUCCUCUAAAAGUGAGUGUGAGGGAGAAUCCCACUGCAGGACUCCCAGUGCUGCUGUACCCCCACCAGCCCUCUACCUUUGGUGCCCCCGGAGCAGCUCCACUCCUGCAGAACACACAGAUGUGCCGGGAGCUGUGGGCAGCAGCCGGGGCUCUGCGUGUGCAGCAGAAGGGAGCAAGCAUGGCCAUAGCUGCGAGCAGGGCAAGCGGGGAGGAAGCGAUGCUCAGAGCGCAUGGGAAGCUGGGGGGCUGCGACCCUGCUGAGCUCUGGCUCUGCCUCAGAGCUAAACCUGGGGCAACCCAGCCGUGUCCUGCACCCCGCAGUGAGCACAGCCCCAGCCCUGUGGGCACUGGCAUGGCUCUGUGGGGCUGGGCUGUCACACUCAGGGAUGUUGGGUCCACUCUCAGCUGUAGCUCCUCCUCCACGAGCACUGUGGAGCCGGGGGCUGUCACAGGGGCCAGCACAGCUCUGCAGCGGGUAAGGAGUUCAGCAGGUGCCUCAGGCCAGCAGUCCUUUGCAGGUCUGUCUGCUGCCUUGGUGUCUGUGUAUCCAAAGUCCGUGAUUUCGGCACAGCUCAGGAGAAGCCAACUGGCCAUUUCUCCCCACAGUAUUUGCCCCGCGCCCCAGCCCUGCACCCCCAGCAGGAGCUGCAUGAUGCCACAUGCAGGGAGUUAUCACACCUUAUUUCUCUCCUUAUGCACCGGUGUGGGAGCCGGGGGCUGGUGGGCAGCAGUGCUGGCACAGGGACACAACAGACGGUGGUGGGAGGGGGGGCACAGCAGGCGUCCCCUGUGCACAGACGGACUCUGGCAGCAUGGAGUCGUGGCCCUGCGCCCCAUUACAUCACCCCCACCUGGAUCCCGUACACGGCUCCUGGUGUCCAGUUUCCUCUCUCUGCUCAGCAGGAGCACGUUGGGGCGGCACGAAGUGGGGCAGAGCGCACCGGGUAUGGGGCAGUGGUUCUGGGAGCACAGAGCUGGGCCGGAAAGGGGAGUGCUGUGCAGGGCGGUGCUGCUCCCGCUGCUGUUAACUGCUUCAAUGGGUGCGAUAUCUCUAGCAAGGAGCACACACAGAAAUGCCUCCUACUGCCUUCAGUAGUUUUAUUUACAUGGACACACCCUGCCAAGUUCCCCCUGUGGGACGCUACUGCAGCACAAUGGUUGGAGGGCGAAAUGUAGAGAACAUUUAUCUCCUUAAGGAGCACAGAGUGAUUUCUUUGGCUGCAGGAAUACAUGGCUGGGAAGGUUACACCCUGCUCAGCAAAGACCCCGGUCCCACACGGUUGGACCCCACGUGCCCGGCACCCCCUGCUCCCCACUGCCCUGUGCCCUGUGUAUGGAAUGGAGCCAGUGGCCGCCCCUUGGCCAAGGGGUGGUGGUGCCACAGCACCCCAUCCUCAGCCCUGUGGGUGCCAAGCAGCAUGCUGGCUGCAGCCAUUCCCUUCCCAGUACAGGGCCACCUUGCUGUGCGUCCCACCCGAGCGUCCUGCUGCAUAUCCCGAGGCCAUUUCACAGGGUGCCCUGACACACACCUCUGGCUGCUCGGAGCUGUGCCUCCCAUCAGAGCGCUGUUCUGGGGAAGGUAGAUCACACGGCAGCCCUGCCCCAGUGCAGCGGGCAGUGGGUUGUUUGGCGGCUGCAGGCAGGCAGCCCCGCAGCUCUCCUGUCACUGUCUGUGGUACAGGACACUGUUUACCUUUUCCAGGUCAAAAGAACCAAAAAUGAAUAAACCUGGAAAGCUGUA
Gallus gallus (chicken) is the source of this 3108-nucleotide messenger RNA. RefSeq lists its product as uncharacterized. Lineage: Eukaryota; Metazoa; Chordata; Aves; Galliformes; Phasianidae. The transcript has a single exon. The record is from RefSeq and is a predicted model, not a curated record. The coding region runs from base 1486 to 2463 and encodes 325 amino acids.